Messenger RNA from Parnassius apollo (apollo), 378 nucleotides. NCBI's taxonomy places the organism in Eukaryota, Metazoa, Arthropoda, Insecta, Lepidoptera, Papilionidae. The record is from the annotation of a GenBank genome assembly.
AUGAACAAAGGGUAUUAUUUAUCUGUGGAAUCGAUCUCCGCAGCUGCAGGUGAGACGAGUGGAGUCCGGGCCCCGGGCUCUCUGCGGCGGCGCGUCGCGUCGCAGCGGCGGAGAGCGGCGGAGAGCGGCAGUGAGGCCGCGUCGCCGGCCGCAAACCCACCCCGAGACCGCAUCCCGCGACCGUAUCUCUCGACCGUGUCUCGCACCCCGCUACCAGCCUCUCUAGGAGCCCGCAACGCUCCCAUCAGUUUCCAAGAAGCCGUUUCUUCAUGUCUCUAUUUUUCAAGUUCAGGAAUAACGCUGGGCAACUGUUCCGUCCGAGGCCGCGCUCACGGAAAAUGGCUGUUAAUAGGUCUACUUCCACCUGAAUGUUUGUAA